This is a messenger RNA of Phyllostomus discolor (pale spear-nosed bat), 7245 nucleotides long. Its product is annotated as probable ATP-dependent RNA helicase DDX60. The coding region runs from base 276 to 5420 and encodes 1714 amino acids. The record is from RefSeq and is a predicted model, not a curated record. Gene Ontology annotation, biological process: defense response to virus. Gene Ontology annotation, cellular component: cytoplasm. The transcript is spliced from 38 exons. Gene Ontology annotation, molecular function: double-stranded RNA binding; ATP binding; single-stranded RNA binding. Lineage: Eukaryota; Metazoa; Chordata; Mammalia; Chiroptera; Phyllostomidae.
UACAAUCUGCGUGGAUCAGAAGUUCUGGCACAGGUUAACUGAGUCCUUCACCCAGCGUCUCACCAGGCUGAAAAGAAGGUGUCUGCUGAGGCUGCCAUCUCAUCAAGGCUCUCUGGAUGCUCACUCAGGUUGUUGGAAGAAUCCAAGUCCUUAAAGCUGUGGAACUGAGGUCUGCCAUUUUAAUUAGUAACUGCCACUUAGAGGUACCCAAGUAGAGGAUAUUUGCUAUACUUAAUAUUUUAUCAUUCAGGUUGGAGGCACAGGAAGCAGCAAGAAUGGGUUUAGAAGAAUAUACAGAGUUUUUAAAGAAAAUGUCAGAGUUAAUUUUGAAUGAAAUGCCAAAAGCUGACUAUUCCAGUAUAUUCAAUGAUUUUGUGGAAUCUGAAUUUUUUCUGAUUGAUGGAGAUUCAUUGCUUGUCAUGUGCACAUGUGAAAAAUCAUUAAAACAGGGGCAGGAGCUCCACUUCUUCUACCUGGUUGAACGCUACCUUGUGGAUAUCAUUAAUAAAGGAGGGCAAUUUGCCAUAGUUUUCUUCAAGGAUGCUGAAUAUGCAUAUUUCAACUUCCCUGAACUUCUUUCUUUGAGAACUGCCUUAAUUCUUCAUCUUCAGCAUAAUAACACCAUUGAUGUUCGAACAACAUUUUCUGGAUGUUUAUCACAAGAAUGGGAAACUUUCUUGAAAGAGAGUUGCCCAUAUUUCCUGAUAGUUGCAGAUGAAGGCAAGAACCAUCUACAAACACAGCUUUUCAACUUUUUAAUCAUUCAGUCUUGGGCAAUGAAGGUCAAUGCUGUGCUUUCCUCGGGGCAAACAUCUGAUAUUCUUCGACUUUAUGCGUACUUUAUGCCAAGCAAACACAAUAACCGAGUGUUUUUCAAGGAGAAUAAACAGCAGAUUGAGAAUGCUUAUAAAGCCCUGAUUAAACAAUUGAAAGAAUAUAAAGUUUUUGCAUUUGAUCCUCUUUUUGGAAAUUUAAUAUGGGACAAUAUGAUGGAAGAGGCACGUGAAACUAUUUCUCUGCUUAAGCAGCUCUGGCAAGAGGGAUCUGACAUUCGGCGUGUUCUCUGUGUUACUUCAUGCUCAUUGUCUUUGAGAAUGUACCACCGCCUCUUAGAAAACAGAAGGAAGACUACCUCUGGUGAGGAAACUAACAUCCAACAGGGGGAAAGUGAUUGCUUAAGCCUGCAAGAGAUGGAAGAUUUGUGUAAACUGCAUUGUCUCAGUGUGGUUUUUCUACUUCACUUACCUCUUUCCCAAAGAGCUCGUAUUAGAUUCACCAAUUCCUGUUGGAUUAAGGACAUUCAGGCCUUCCUAAAAAUGAAAAAGUGGUGUGAACAUUUUCUCCUAAGUAAUAUAGACACUUUUGAAUUUUUGAAUCUGAAUUUAAUUCACGUUUGCGACUUAAGUGAUGAGCUUUUGUUGAAGAAUAUUGCUUUUUACUAUGAAAAUGAAAAUAUUCAAGGCCUACAUUUGAGUUUGGGAAAUGUCAUUACGAAGGAUUAUGAAUAUCUCUGGAAUGCUGUAUCAAAGUUGGUCAGAAAGUUUGAUGUUGGACAGCCAUUUCCUCUGAGAACAACAAAACUUAAUUUUCUUAAAAAUAACCCAUUACCAAUCGAAGAUACCUCCAAGGAAAAGAUGCCCAGUUUGGGUUUUAUUCCAAUGUCAUCUGAAGUGAUUGAUAAAUUUGCUGGAGACAUUUUGAAAGAUUUGCCUUUCCUAAAGAGGGAUGAUCCUCUUGUAACCGCACUGGUUAAACAUAAGGAAUUUGAUGAACUCAUGCACUGGCAUUCGCGCAGGCCCCUCAGCGAUGAUUAUGACCGGACGAAGUGCCAGUUUGACGAAAAAUCUAGAGAUCCUUAUGUUCUUAGAAGUGUGCAAAAGUAUCAUGUUUUUCAACGAUUUUAUGGAAAUUCAUUAGAAUCGAUCACUCCCAGAAUCAUUGUAACUCAAAAUAUCAAGCCAAAGAAGAAUUUCAGUGAACCCAAGAACAAAAAGGCAAAUGAGACAAAGGCUGAAAUAAUUACUAGAGAGAAUAAGAAGAGGUUAUUUGCCAAAAAAGAACAAAAAGAAGAGGAAAAAUGGAAUGUUCUGUCAUUUCACAUUGAGGAAAAAAUGAAAGAGAAUUUAAACAAUGGAAUACAGAACCUGGAAGAUUUUUUGAAAUCAUGUAAAAGUAACUCAGUGAAACAUCAAGUUGAAAUGACUGGGUUAACUGCCUGCUUGAAAGCAUGGAAAGAACAUUGUAGAAGCCAAGGAAAAGGUGAAAGCACAAAAGAUUUAAGUAUAGCUAUUCAAAUGAUGAAAAGGAUCCACUCCUUGAUGGAAAAAUACCCAGAACUUUUGCAAGCGGCAGAUCAGCAACUCAUUGCCAGAUGCCUUAAGUAUUUAGGAUUUGAUGAUUUGGCAAGUUCUUUAUAUCCAACUAAGGUUGCAGGAGAUGACAUGAAAGAGAAGAAAAGGAAUAAAUAUUCAGUUGGCAUUGGGCCUGUUCGGUUUCAACUACAAUACAUGGGUCAUUAUUUGAUACGAGAUGAGAGAAAAGAUCCGGAUCCCAGAGUUCAGGAUUUUAUUCCUGACACAUGGCAGCGAGAGCUCCUUGAUGUUGUGGAUAAUAAUGAAUCAGCUGUGAUUGUCGCCCCAACGUCCUCAGGCAAAACCUAUGUUUCCUACUACUGCAUGGAGAAGGUGCUGAAAGAGAGCAAUGAAGGGGUCGUUGUGUACGUUGCACCAACCAAGGCCCUUGUUAAUCAAGUGGCAGCUACUGUUCAGAAUCGUUAUACCAAAACUAUGCCAGAUGGCGAAUGUCUGUGUGGUGUUUUUACAAGGGACUAUCGUCAUGAUGCCCUCAACUGUCAGGUACUUAUUACAGUGCCUGCCUGCCUUGAAAUUCUGCUGUUAGCUCCUCAUCGCCAAAAAUGGGUGAAAAGGAUCAGAUACGUUAUAUUUGAUGAGGUCCAUUGUCUUGGGGGAGAAAUUGGAGCAGAAAUUUGGGAGCAUCUCCUUGUCAUGAUCCGAUGUCCUUUUCUGGCUCUUUCGGCUACAAUAAGCAAUCCUGAACAUCUCACCGAGUGGCUACAGUCAGUAAAACGGUACUGGAAGCAAGCAGACAGUGAAAUAGAACAGAAUAUUGCUGCUAGAAGAAGCGCUGGCUCUCGUGCCAAUCAUCACAAAGACAACUCUCAAAGGAAGCAAUCAUAUAAAGUUAGACUUGUGCUGUAUGGAGAGAGAUACAACGAUUUAGAGAAGCAUAUAUGUUCAAUACAACAGGAUGAUAUUCAUUUUGAACAUUUCCACCCAUGUGCCGUGCUAACGACAGAUCAUAUCAAAAGAUAUGGAUUCCCUUCUGAUCUUAUCCUUUCACCUCGAGAAACCAUCCAGCUUUAUGACACCAUGUUUGAAUGCUGGGAAGAUUGGCCCAGGGCCCAGGAGCUGUGUCCAGAGAACUUCAUUCAUUUUAAGAAUAAAGUAGUCAUUAAGAAGAUGGAUGUGAGAAAAUAUGAAGAGAGCUUAAAGGCAGAAUUAACAAAUUGGAUUAAAAAUGGCAGUGUAGAGGAGGCCAAAAUGGUCCUGAAGAAUCUUAGUCCCGAUCUGGCUGUUAGUUCAGAAAACAUGACACAGAUGUUUCCACUUCUCGUUGAAAAGCUGAGGCAAAUGGAGAAGUUACCAGCACUAUUUUUUUUAUUCAAGUUAGGAGAUGUAGAGAACAGAGCUAAAAGUGUGAGCACUUCUUUGAAGGAGAAGCAGAAGAGAGAGCGGCCUCCCAAAGCUGAUAAAGAAGCCCAUGAUAUGGCUAACAAACUUCGAAAAGUUAAAAAAUCGAUCGAGAAACAAAAGAUAAUGGAUGAAAAAAGCCAGAAGAAGCCCAGAAAAAUGGAUAAAAGCCUAAUAUGUGAAGCUGAACAUGAUAAUCUUCUCAAGAAUUUAGAGAAGAACCUGGAAAUCCCUCAGGAGUAUACAUAUGCUAAUCAAAAGGCAGUGGGUGCUGAGAUGUUGCAGAUGGUGUUCGACCGAGUAAAAUUCACAAGAAAAGGUCCAGAGCUGAAGGAUUUGGCAGAAAGGGGUGUCGGAUAUCACCACAGUGCUUUGAACUUCAAAGAAAAACAGUUAGUGGAAAUUCUUUUUAGGAAAGGAUUUGUUAGGGUGGUGACCGCUACUGGGACACUUGCUUUAGGAAUAAAUAUGCCUUGUAAAUCCGUGGUUUUUGCUCAAAACUCGAUCUAUCUCGAUGCUUUAAAUUACAGACAGAUGUCAGGACGUGCUGGGAGACGAGGCCAAGACCUGAUGGGAGAUGUAUAUUUCUUUGAUAUACCAUUGCCCAAAAUAGAAAAACUCAUAAAAUCCAAUGUUCCUGAACUAAGAGGACAGUUCCCCUUCAGCAUAACCUUCGUGCUGCGACUCAUGCUCCUGGCUUCGAAGGGAGAUGACCCAGAGGACGCCAAGGCAAAGGUGCUGUCAGUGCUAAAGCAUUCAUUGCUGUCCUUCAAGCAACCCAGAACUGUGGAGAUGCUCAAACUUUACUUCUUGUUUUCUUUGCAGUUACUGGUGAAAGAGGGCUAUUUAGAUCAAGAAGGUAACCCAAUGGGGUUUGCUGGACUUGUAUCACAUUUGCAUUACCAUGAGCCUUCUAAUUUUGUUUUUGUCAGUUUUCUUAUAAGUGGCCUUUUCCAUAAACUCUGUCAGCCAACCCAUAAAGGCUCAAAACAUUUUUCUCAAGAUGUCAUGGAAAAGCUUGUGUUAGUAUUGGCAAAUCUGUUUGGAAGAAAAUAUUUUCCAGCAAAGUUCCAAGAUGCUACUGUCAAAUUUUAUCAAUCAAAGGUGUUCCUCAAGGACCUCCCCGAGGAUUUUGGUGCUGCUUUACAUAAGUAUAACAUGACAGUUAAAAAGGAUUUUGCCUCCUUUCUACUAAUUGUUUCCAAAUUGGCUGAUAUGAAACAGGAAUAUCAACUGCCAUUGUCAAAAAUAAGCUUCACGGGUCAAGAAUGUGAAGACUCCCAACUCGUGUCUCACUUGAUGAGCUGCAAGGAAGGCAGAAGAGCUAUUUCUCCAUUUGUUUGUCUCUCUGGGAACUCUGAUGGUGAUUUGCUUCAACUAGAAACUUCAGACCAUGUCAUUCUGCGCACAGUUGGUAUCAGUCACGCUCAGGCUCCUUUGCUUUGGCCACAGAGGUAUGAUAGCCAAGGAAGAAGAAUGCCACUCAAUGCCUAUGCACUUGACUUCUAUAAACACGGUUCCCUGCUGGGAUUAGUCCAGGACAACAGGAUGAAUGAAAGUGAAGCUUAUCGGUUGUUGAAAGAUUUUUCACUCACCGUUAAAUCUAUCAGUGUUUCUUUGUGGGAGCUAUGUGAAAAUGAAGAAGACAAUGUGGUCCUGGCAUUUAAACAACUGAGUGAAACCUUUUCUGGAAAACUUAAGAAAGUCUAAAAACAAAGUGUAUUCAAACCACUUAAAGUAUCUCCAUGGGCAUUUUUCAAGUCAUAUUUUAUGAUUCUCAUCCCUUUUUUCAGAAAUACAUAUGUGAUGAGCCCUGGCUUGUGUAGCUCAGUGGAUUGAGCGCAGACUGCAAACCAAAGGGUCCCUGGUAUGAUUCCAGUCAGGGCACAUGCCUGGGUUGCAGCCCAGUGGGGGCCAUGUGAGAGGCAACCACACAUUGAUCUCUCUCUCUCUCUCCCUCCCUCCCUUCCCCUCUCUAAAAAUAAAUAAAUGAAAUCUUAAAAAAAUAAGAAAUACGUAUGUGGUUAGGUAGAAUGAGCACUUUGGAACAAGAGUGGCUCCAAACCUGCCAUGUUCUCUCAGGAGUUCCAUUGUAUGAAUUAUUUAAUGUUUCUGAGUUUUCAUUUCUUUGUAUAGUUGAGUAACCAUGCUUAGGUGGCAGCUAGCUUCAGAUUGACUGAGAAAAUACAGGGACUUUGUAUGUGAUAGAAAAACAAUUUUUAAUUUGUGAGACUUAACCAAAUGUUACAUUCAGAACAUUUUUCACCUCAAUGUCAUCGUUUGUAAAGUAUUUUCCUAAAGCUAAAAUAAAUGAUAACAGUAUCCUGAAGUUAAAAUAUAUUCUCUCUAAUUGACCUGAAUGUGAUGAUGUAACUUAGAUAUAUGGCCAUUAAAACAGUAUCUUCCAUUGAUCUUAAACUGCUAAUUUAAAAUUGUAAAUGAGAGUUUUAUUUAUAAAAUUCUCUGAUAUUUUAAAGUUAAAUGUAGCUGAUGAUUUGGUUUGAUUUUAAUUGUAAAAAAGUGGUUUGAAAACUACAAAGAAAUAAAGUGGGUGUAAUCUACCUACCACUGGUCUCUUUAUGUUAAAUCUAUGCAUCUGUGAAUCCAUUUGCACACAUAUAUGAAUUUUAUAUAAUAUUUUAUACAUACAUUUUACCCUUCAACAACAUGGGCUUGAACUGUGUGGGUCCAUUUACACGUGGAUUUUUUCAAUAAAUAUAUUACAAUAUUUUAGAGACUUAUGACAAUUUGAAAAAACUCACAGAUGAACCGCAGAGCUUAGAGUAUCAAAAAAUUAAGAAAAAAUUAGGUGUGUCAUGAAUGCAUAAAAUAUAUGUAGAUACUAGUCUAUUUUAUUGUUUACUACCAUAAAAUAUGACAGAGCCAAUCAAAGAAAUUAUGGAAAAGACUGUGGAUAUGGCAAAACAAAUAAAAAAGGUGGUGAUGGUGGUGAAGGGUUUCAAGAUAUGGAUCUUCGAGAAAUUCAAGAGCUAAAGACACCGCCCUGGAGGAGUUAACAGAAGACAACUUGCAGUAGAUGAGUGCUUCUGAGCCCGGGCCAGGCGAUGAGGAAGAAGAUGUGGAAGAAGCAGGACCUGGGGGCAAAGUGACAUUAGACAAUCAGGCAGAAGGCUUCUGAUUAUUGAAGACUGCUUCGACUUCUUUUACAACACGGACCCUUCUGUGAUGCAGACUAAACAUUGCAGACUAUACAUUGUAACUAAAGCAAAUGGUGGAAGAAAGAUGUGUACUGUGUAGAAACAUUUUGAGAGAAAUGGGAAAGCAAAAAAAGUCCGACAGAAAUUGAGAUGUAUUUCUAUAAAGUUACACUGAGAGUAUCUAUCUGCCUCUUCUUCCACCUUCUCCUCUUUUGUGGCUGCCACCUGUGUGACAGCAAGACCAACAUCUCCUCCUCCUGGUCCUCCUCAGCCUAUACAAUGCAAAGAAAACAGGAUGGAGACCUUUGUGAUGAUCCACUUCCACUUGAUGAAUGGUGAAUAAUUAGGAUGCUGUGUAGUUAAUAAACUUAUCUGUU